AACUUCUAUCUGCAACCCUAUUAUAAAGAUCAAGUCCUUAAAGACUUGCGGAAGCCAGCUCUUGUAUGGCAGAUGUCUUGUUCUGAGCUUUGUUAUGUUGAAAGAAAGAAAGUGUUAAGUUUCCAUUUUAAGAUUUUGAUGUUUUCUGUUAUUUCCAAAACGCUAAAGGAAACUCAUUGCCAGUUAUCCAAGUAUAGUACUUAUAGUACGGCUUAGAACAUUAUAUUAUUAUUUGUGGAUUAUAUAUCUUUCAACCUUCCAGAUCUCAUAGACGAAAGCUUUAUUUACCCAAUGCUUAUACACUUACAUUAAAUCUAUAUUCACUAUUUUCUAGCAUAUGGGCAACUCUUCAUGACCAUGAUGGUUAUCAGAUUCUGGAGAAAAUCCUUUUUAUAGUCCUUAAGUGAAAUGACUAUUUUGGAAUUAAGUAGACUACUGAAAACAUGGCAAUUUGGAAUCAUACAGGUGUGAGUGAAUUCAUUCUGGUAGGCCUGACUGAAAAUCCUAAUUGGCAGGUUCCUCUCUUCUUGCUUUUCAGUGUAGUGUAUUUCAUCAUUCUUGUAGGUAACUGGGGAAUGAUUAUCUUGAUCUGGUUGAAUGCCCAACUUCAUACACCAAUGUACUUUUUCCUUAGUAACCUUUCUUUCUGUGAUAUCUGCUACUCUACUAUCAUUGCUCCAAAGAUGCUGCUCAAUUUCUUGUCAGAACACAAGUCUAGUACAUUCUUUGCCUGUAUUCUGCAGAGUUUCUUUUUUGCAGUUUAUGUAACGACAGAAGUAAUCCUCCUGUCUAUGAUGGCCUAUGAUCGCUAUGUGGCAAUUGCAAAUCCCUUAAUGUAUACAGUUAUCAUGACACACAACAUCUGCACUCAAAUGGUUCUUGCAUGUUACUUGGGUGGCCUCAUUAAUUCCCUGACUCACACAAUAGGUUUACUCAGACUGGACUUUUGUGGUCCCAACAUUGUGAAUCACUUCUUCUGUGACAUCCCUCCUCUUUUGAAGCUUGCGUGCUCUGAUGCACACAUCAAUGAGAUGCUGCUUUUGGUCUUCUCUGGAAUGAUUGCUAUUUUCACUUUUAUCAUCAUCAUGGUGUCCUAUAUCCACAUUAUCAUUGCCAUCCUGAGAAUCCGUUCAUCUGAGGGGAGGCGCAAAGCUUUCUCCACUUGUGCCUCACAUUUGACAGCUGUGACAUUAUUUUAUGGGUCUUUGACUUUUAAUUAUAUCCAGCCAAGCUCUCAGUACUCCAUGGAACAGGAAAAGCUCUCUGCUAUGUUUUAUACCUUGGUCAUCCCUAUGCUGAACCCUCUGAUUUAUAGCCUGAGGAACAAGGAUGUAAAGGAAGCAGCAAAAAGAUUGAUUUGUAGGGAGAACAGUACCUCAUGA
Mus caroli (Ryukyu mouse) is the source of this 1382-nucleotide messenger RNA. Its product is annotated as olfactory receptor 5J3-like. Gene Ontology annotation, molecular function: olfactory receptor activity; G protein-coupled receptor activity. Gene Ontology annotation, biological process: G protein-coupled receptor signaling pathway. The record is from RefSeq and is a predicted model, not a curated record. Gene Ontology annotation, cellular component: membrane. NCBI's taxonomy places the organism in Eukaryota, Metazoa, Chordata, Mammalia, Rodentia, Muridae.